Molecule: messenger RNA, 675 nt
Organism: Culex pipiens pallens (northern house mosquito)
Lineage: Eukaryota; Metazoa; Arthropoda; Insecta; Diptera; Culicidae
Exons: 2
Coding region: 125-634 (169 amino acids)
Source: RefSeq, a predicted model, not a curated record
GAUGCUUGUUGUAUUGCUUGGUCGUCGCGCGUGCAUUUACAAAUUAAUGCUAGCAGAUAAGAAUUGGAUUUUGGAUUAGUGUUUCAAGUAGGGUUUCAACAUUUCAAAAUGCAGUAAUUCUAGAAUGGAUCAUCGCCAACGGUCAGUUCAGUUUGCAAUCUCAACCUCAACCAUGACUGUCUCGGCUCAAUCGCUGCUUCUACUUUUUGUAGUAUCUUCGUUCAACAUUGUCCGUGCCCUGGAUUGCACCACGUGCCAAAGUGAAGUCAGCUGGGAAGAUUGCCAGCAAACGGCAACUGUUGUGUCCUGCAGUACUGAGGAGGUCAACGAUUUCCACGGUGUAGCCUCGAUCGGGAAUCCCACGUUGACCCAGGGCAGUCCGGAAGACGGAUUUCAGUGCUUUGUGUUGCACGUGCGCUCGAAGGAUUCCGGGCCGGCCACCAGUCCGGAUAGGUUCUCCAAGGGGUGUACGUUCGCCCAGACCGAGUUCUGUCAGGGUUGGAGCAGUACGCUGGAGGUGGUCAAGUGUGGAACCGACGAGGCAGGAGAUGUUUCGUUCGGUGGAGUUGGGAGGUUGGGUGCGAUGGGGCUAGUGGGAAUGGUAACUGUUGGACUGUUUCUGAGAAUGAUUUGAAAGUUUGAAAUAAAAUUGAUUGAACAGUGAUAAAAGGGUUG